AUGGCUCUCAACGUGAACCGCGCCGUCGCCGACCCGUUCUAUCGCUACAAGAUGCCAAAAUUGUCGGCUAAAGUCGAAGGCAAAGGAAACGGAAUCAAGACUGUCAUCACAAAUAUGUUUGAUAUCGCGAAGGCUCUCGAGCGUCCACCCAUGUACCCAACCAAGUACUUCGGAUGUGAACUUGGAGCUCAAACCAAUUUCGAUGCUAAAAACGAGCGCUACAUUGUCAAUGGAGAACAUGAUGCGAACAAGCUCCAGGAUAUUCUUGAUGGAUUCAUUAAGAAGUUUGUCUUGUGCAAGUCGUGUGAGAAUCCAGAAACUCAAUUGUUCGUUCGCAAAAGCUGCAUCAAAAGCAAAUGCAAGGCUUGCGGAUGCUCAUUCGACAUUGAUCUCAAGCACAAGCUGUCCACAUACAUCAUGAAGAACCCACCAAAGAUUGAUGUCGAUUUUUCCAAAGCAGAAGAGAAGAAUGGAAAGAAGACAUCGGGAGCUGACGCAGCAACAGUCAACGACAUAAGCCACAACAAUAGCGACAAGGGCAGUUCGAAUGAUGACGACGACGACGACUGGGAACCAGAACCAGUUGAGCCGAAUGGCAUGCUGUCGGCCGGAAUGGGAAAGCUCGUGCUGGACAAGGAUCUUGAGAAGAGCGAGGAGCAACGUCUCGACAUGCUUCACAACUUCUUCGUGAAAGCCAAAGAUGAAGGUCGUAUUUCCGAUGCUAAAGGACAGAAUGGUUUGCGUGAUGAGGCGGAGAGACUCGAGUUGAAGCAAAAGGCAUCGCUUCUUCUUGCCAAUGUUCUCUUCGAUGAAAAAGUGGUUGCUGAUAAGCAAAUUUCUGCCCACCGUAACCUUUUGCUUCGUUUCGUUAUGAACGAUAAGAAGGCUCAACGUUAUUUGUUGGGAGGAAUCGAGCAAGUUAUUCAUAAGCAUAACGACGAGCUGCUUUCAAAAUCGGCUCACAUAAUCAAGUCGUUGUACGAUUCGGAUAUAUGCGAGGAAGAAGUUCUGUUGGCUUGGGGAGAGAAACCAUCGAGCAAAUAUGUUGCCAAGUCCUUUGCCAAAAAAAUCAUCGAAAACGCUAUGCCAGUGCUCACAUGGCUCAAGGAAGCGGAAGAGGAGACCGAAGAUGAAUCCGACGACGAGAUCGCGUUCGGAGGCGAAGUCAAGGAGAGUGAGUUCCUUCGACAACAAAGAGAACAGGCAGCGAAAGAAGAACAACAAAAAGCUGCCAGUGCCGCCAAGGUAUCGAAUGGAGCUGCAGCUCCGGCUGAUGAUGACGAAGAUUUGGAUAUCGAUGAUAUUUAA
Molecule: messenger RNA, 1308 nt
Organism: Caenorhabditis remanei
Lineage: Eukaryota; Metazoa; Nematoda; Chromadorea; Rhabditida; Rhabditidae
Exons: 6
Coding region: 1-1308 (435 amino acids)
Biological process (GO): formation of translation preinitiation complex; translational initiation; formation of cytoplasmic translation initiation complex
Cellular component (GO): cytosol
Molecular function (GO): eukaryotic initiation factor eIF2 binding; GDP-dissociation inhibitor activity; translation initiation factor activity
Source: RefSeq, a predicted model, not a curated record